AGUUUUUAUCGUUUUUAUUCGUUUUUAUAAAUAAAAAGUAAACAUAACAGAUUUUUUAUCCGUUAACUAACUUUUCACCUAAAAAUUUCCAAUAAAUCUGCCAUUGUUAUAAUAAAUCCGGAUAAUUUAAUCGUAAGAAAAUUGAAAAAGUAAAAGGCGUAGAAGAGAAACUAACCUAUAACAUUCUUUAGGUCGAUUAGGUCCUUUUAUUAUCACGCGGGAAACGAACAACACAUGAAAUUAUAAACAAUUAUACAUGUUUUAUUAACUUAUUGGACCGAUUUUCAUGAAAAAGUGCCAAUGAAAAUAAUGUCAUGUCGAAAAAGGAGAAAGCGUGGGCAGCUGAUGACUGCGAAAGUUGGGGCGGAUAUAUGGCAGCUAAGAAAGCCAAACUCGAGGAACAAUUUCACGAGGAAGUUCAGGCUGAAUUUCAAGAUAUUUCAUCAUUAUUUCAAGGUGUAGCAAUAUUUGUAAAUGGUUACACAGACCCCGUAGCAGACGAAUUAAGACGUUUGAUGAUGAUGCACGGAGGAGUAUAUCAUCAUUAUUUACGGCCUCGUCAAACAACUCACAUGAUUGCCUCAAAUCUUCCAUACUCGAAAAUAGUCAUGUAUAUGAAAAGCAAAAACCCCUUACCACUCUGCAAACCAUCCUGGAUCACAGACAGCAUCAAAGCCGGCAAACUUUUAGAUUUUCGGAAGUAUUUACUCUAUUCCCAAUGCACGAAAACGCAGCCGCAUUUAUUAAAUAUUUUUAAAUCGACCACUAAAUCUAGUGAGAACAGUUCCACCCUUGAUGACUCAAAGUCUUUGAAAGUUUCUUCCCUUUUGCAAAAUGAUCCUCAAUCUCCAAGAGUUUUGAACAAAAAUUCUACAGUUUCUAAAUCUCCGCUGUCCUCUACUUCGAAAAAUACUCCUCUGAAUAUUUCAGGAAAUAGAUUUCCGUCAGAAAAAAGUUUUUUAAAGAAAGAAUCUAUUCAUAAAUCUUCUGGAACUUCAACGCUGAAAAAUGGUCAUAAAAAUCCAGUGAGCAUCAUUUCUUCGAGAGUAGAGUCUCCAAAUUUGAAGAUUUCGAUUCGUAAACCUAAAGAAAGUCCCGAAUUUAAUAAAUCUAAUGAUGACUAUAUUAAUAAAUCUAAUGAUGACUAUAUUAAUAAAUCUUCUGGAAUUUCAACGCCGAAAAAUGGUCACAAAAAUCCAGUGAGCAUCAUUUCUUCGAGAGUAGAGUCUCCAAAUUUGAAGAUUUCGAUAAGUAAACCUAAAGAAAGUCCCGAAUUGAAUAAAUCUAAUGAAGAUUCUCUUCAUAAAUCUUCUAGAACUUCAACACCGAAAACUAGUCAUAAAAAUUCAGUGAGACUAAAUUCUUCAAGAGUAGAGUCUCCAAAUUUGAAGAUUUCGAUAACUAAACCUAAAGAAAGUCCCGAAUUGAAUAAAUCAAACGAGAAAAAUGCUCCUGAAGUUCCCAAACCUCCAGUAGAUAACGCAAGUUCUGCAGGGACCUCCGAUAAAAAUAAAAGCAAAUCGAGUUACUCCAACUGCUCUAAAAACUCUGACUUUAUAUCAGAGUUUUACAACAAUUCUCGAUUACAUCACAUUGCCACGAUGGGAGCGACAUUUAAAGAUUAUAUAAAUGAACUUCGCGAGAAAAAUAGCGGGAAUUUUUCAGGAUUAGAUCGAUUAAUUUUGGACAGUAAACACAACCGGCCCGGACCUUCGACUAGACAUGAUUCGGAUUCCGAGGAGGAUAUAUUUGCGUUCGAUUCGAGCCCGAGUGAAAUUCUUCCAGAAAAUGUUAUAAUGCACAUAGAUAUGGAUUGUUUUUUCGUCUCGGUUGGUAUUCGAAAUCGUCCAGAAUUAAAAGGUUUACCAGUGGCUGUAACACACGCGAAGGGCAAUAAACAAUCGAGCAACUCUGAUGGAAAUCAAGAAGGUUCUUAUUCAGAAAUCGCUUCUUGCUCUUAUGAAGCCCGAAAACUGGGUUUAAAGAAUGGAAUGUUUCUUGGGCAAGCUUUGAAGCUCUGUCCGAAUUUAAAAACUAUAAAGUAUGAUUUUGAGGGGUACAAGGAAGUCUCUUAUGCUCUUUAUGAUACAGUCGCUUCUUAUACACUCGACAUCGAGGCUGUGAGUUGUGACGAAAUGUAUGCAGAUAUCUCGAAAAUUCUUCAAAAAACAGGUCUCACCCCUUUAGAAUUCGCGGAUGCUUUGAGAAAAGAGAUUAAGACGAAAACGGGAUGUCCUGUUUCUACGGGAUUUGGAAGCAACAAAUUGCAGGCAAGACUCGCUACCAAGAAGGCAAAACCUGAUGGGAAAUAUUAUUUGAAGGCUGAGGCUGUUUUAAAUUAUAUUGGGACUCUGAGCGUCAAGGAUUUGCCAGGUGUUGGAUACUCAACAACCAGUAAAUUAAAUCUAAUGAACGUUCGCACUUGCUCUGAGUUGCAAACAGUUGGAUUGCCUGUUUUACAAAAAGAAUUUGGAAAGAAAACUGGGGAAUUAUUGUACAAUAUGUGUCGAGGAAUAGACAAUUCAAAAUUAAGUUUGGAACAUGUGAGAAAAUCUAUUUCUGCUGAAGUAAAUUAUGGAAUCCGUUUUGAGAAUCAUGCAGAAGCUGAAGAGUUUUUAAGAAAAUUAUCCGCGGAAGUUUGCACUCGAUUGAAGAAAGCAAAGGCAAAAGGAAGAUGUAUCACUCUAAAGCUGAUGGUUCGAGCCAAGGAAGCUCCUAAAGAAGCGGUCAAGUUCAUGGGCCACGGUCACUGUGAUUAUUUUACGCGAUCGAAGAACUGCAUUGCUGCGGUUGAUGAACUGUCCAUAAUCACCAAAGAAAUUCUUACUCUUUGGAAUCAAGCUCAGCAACUCCCAGAUGAGAUUCGAGGAAUCGGAAUUCAAAUUUCAAGGCUUGAAAUUCUAAAACAUAAAUCAAACACCGGCGGUUUGAUGAACUUUAUCAAUAAAGCGAAGCAGGCGAAUUUCGAAGGAAAUGCCGAGACAUCAAAUAAACCAAAUGAGAACAUAGAUUCGAAGAACCAAAAUUCUCCGAGCAUUUUAAACUCGGGAGCGAAUGAACAGCUUAAUUCUAAAAUUACGGACUUUAAAACAUUACCAAAGAAAACAAACUCUUCCUUUUUCUCGAAUGAUAAAUUAAUUUUACCAUCGCACGAUAUCGAUGAUUCAGUUUUAAAUGAGUUGCCAGAGGACAUAAGAAAUGAAAUCCUCGCUAGUACGAAUAUCAAAUCCAAGAGUGAGAAUCAGAAAAAAGGAAGCAGUGAUUCCUCGAAAUCGAUUCAAACUAAACAGGAAUCUUACUUCAAGGAGAAAAAACCCAACGUUCCAAAAGGAAAAGCAAUACUACCUCCUAUGCAAGAAAUCGACAUGGCAGUUCUCGUUGAAUUGCCUGAAGACAUAAGAAAUGAAAUAUUAAAUGAGUACAAAACAAAAUCGGAAGAAUUUGGUUCUCCAUCAAAAAAGGUUGAACAUGCAUCCGAUAAAGAAGCAGCCAUAGAACUUGAUCAAGCUAGAGAAGCUGAGCCUGAUCAGUCAAAUUCUCGUCUAAGCCAUUUGAGGGACGAAAAAGAUUUUUCUUAUUCUCAAGUAGACCCGGAAUUUUUAGCAGCUUUGCCAGAAGACAUGAGGGACGAUGUGCAAAUGUACUGUAUGAUGAAGAAACGCGAGAAAAAUAAUGCGGAGAAGAAAAAACCUACGGAGGCAAAACCUAAAGGAAUAUCGGACGGAUGGUCCAUGUUUAAGCAAUCGACGAGUUCGAAAAUUGUCAAGCCAAAAUCGACUAGAGGUCGAAAGCCAAAAAGUAUUCUUGGGAGAAAUUCGGGAGUUGCGACUCGAGUAAAGGAGGUUGAUCGAGGUCAAAAUAAGGCGGAGGUCACGAAACAAGUGAGCAAGGAAGUGGAGAAGGAAGCGGAAAUAAAGGCGAAUGAGGAAAAGGAAACGGCUGAAAUUAUCUCACAUUUGAGACUUUUUCCUGCCAAGGUUUUAAAAAGUGGAGGACAAGAAAAAGCACUGAGCAGUAUUGUGAAAUGCAUGUUUGAUCUCUCUCUUGAUCAGGUAAAAGUGCAGAUACAAAAUUGGGUUUGCAAUUCGGAGACUGUAAACGAAAUAGACAUUUUAUCGCUAGCCACAUAUCUGAGCAUGCUUCCGAGGAGAAGACAGAUCGAGGAUCUACACGUUAUUUUCAAGUGCAUGCACAGAUGUAUAACAAAGUCUGAAAGUUGCGUUUGGCAUGAGACAUACAGAAAAAUAGUGGAGCAUGUUCAACAUUUUAUGCAGAUCGAGUACAACAGCGAUCUAAUGGUACCAUCGAUCGGAUGCAAUCUUCACAAGUGCAGGGGUGCCGAUGUACGAUAACUUGGUAUUUUUAUUUUAUCUUUUUUUUUCUUUCUUUCUCUCAGAUAGAAUAAAUUAAUAUUUGUUUGGUUUUUUUACAAUUUAUCUAAUAAAAAGGAACAUAUUUACAAGCAAA
This is a messenger RNA of Belonocnema kinseyi, 4467 nucleotides long. It is a transcript of the gene Rev1, whose product is annotated as DNA repair protein REV1. The coding region runs from base 315 to 4352 and encodes 1345 amino acids. Gene Ontology annotation, molecular function: deoxycytidyl transferase activity; damaged DNA binding; DNA-directed DNA polymerase activity. Gene Ontology annotation, cellular component: nucleus. The transcript is spliced from 6 exons. Lineage: Eukaryota; Metazoa; Arthropoda; Insecta; Hymenoptera; Cynipidae. Gene Ontology annotation, biological process: error-prone translesion synthesis; error-free translesion synthesis. The record is from RefSeq and is a predicted model, not a curated record.